AUGAACGGAGGUUUUUCCAAGAUUUUGUACCGCAUUGCGGUACCGAGCGAAUGUGAUCGAAUACGGGAGGCACUGCUGGCCUUUUACUUCCCGGAGGAAAUUCUUACACGCUCCUAUCUGGAGGUGAACCAAACCAUCAUCGGACCAUCGGAGGAGCACAUCCAGUAUGUGCUGUCCUUCGUUCAACAGGGUAUGGUAGCGUUGGCGAUCGAAGAAGAUCAUGGUACGAUCGUAGGUGUGACGAUCGCACGCUGCGUUAAACCGGCUACGGCGGACGAGCUGUUGGCGCUGGUUCCAUCCGCCGGAACGCGAAGAUGGGCCGAAAUGUUACGAAUGUAUGCGCACCUCGAACACACGGGAGAUGUUUGUGGACGGUUCCGAUCGCGCCGGUCGUACCAUGUGUUCGUGUUGGCGGUAGAGCCCCAUUUCCGGCGCCGAGCGAUCGGCCAGAAGCUGAUGGAGUUUCAGCUGGCACGUGGCAAAUCGUUACGCUUUCGGGUGGUAAGUGCGGAUUUUACGUGUGAAAUAGCGGCUCGGAUAGGCGAGCGAAUGGAUAUGCGGUGCGUUAGUGCAAUGUCUUUGAAUCAGUACAGGAACCAGGCCGGGGAGAACACGUUUGUGACGUCGAGUGUUAAUCACAUCGUCAGCACCUACGCGCGUUAUGUUUAA
Anopheles marshallii is the source of this 669-nucleotide messenger RNA. RefSeq names its product arylalkylamine N-acetyltransferase-like 2. Lineage: Eukaryota; Metazoa; Arthropoda; Insecta; Diptera; Culicidae. The transcript has a single exon. The record is from RefSeq and is a predicted model, not a curated record. Gene Ontology annotation, molecular function: N-acetyltransferase activity. The coding region runs from base 1 to 669 and encodes 222 amino acids.